Messenger RNA from Corythoichthys intestinalis (scribbled pipefish), 570 nucleotides. RefSeq names its product dynein light chain roadblock-type 1. Gene Ontology annotation, cellular component: centrosome; cytoplasm; cytoplasmic dynein complex. The coding region runs from base 146 to 436 and encodes 96 amino acids. The record is from RefSeq and is a predicted model, not a curated record. Lineage: Eukaryota; Metazoa; Chordata; Actinopteri; Syngnathiformes; Syngnathidae. The transcript has 4 exons. Gene Ontology annotation, biological process: microtubule-based movement. Gene Ontology annotation, molecular function: dynein intermediate chain binding.
GUCUAGGGGACGGAGGAAGGCAAGUUGUCACAAAGGAGGAGCGAAGAAGAAUUGAAGCCAACGAAGAAGAAAUCCAAGCCGGAAGUUGGCUUGUUCUUUCCAAUUGUCUAUUUUUUUCUUCAAUCUUUUACUCGGAGCGCUCCAAAUGGCUGAAGUGGAAGAGACGCUGAAGAGAAUUUUGGGCCAAAAAGGAGUCCAAGGCCUCAUCAUCGUCAACUCUGAUGGAAUCCCGAUCCGCUCGACUCUGGAUAACACCAGCACGGUGCACUACGCCGGUCUGAUCCACCAGCUAGUGAUGAAGGCACGCAGCACCAUACGCGACAUCGACCCCCUCAAUGACCUGACCUUCCUGCGGCUGCGCUCCAAGAAGAACGAGAUCAUGAUCGCACCAGAUAAGGACUACUUCAUGAUCGUCAUUCAGAAUCCGUCAGACUAAAGACCCAUACGUGGGCAUGUGCUCGAGCGUCACCACUUCUUUUGCUCAUUCCUCCUGUUUUGUGUUGUCAACAAUGCCACGCAUUGCUAAAUUAUUGUCAAAUCUUUCCAAUAAAUGUCAUUAUUGUUAAAUGA